Dipodomys ordii (Ord's kangaroo rat) is the source of this 5719-nucleotide messenger RNA. It is a transcript of the gene Ak9, whose product is annotated as adenylate kinase 9. Gene Ontology annotation, cellular component: cytoplasm. Bases 1 to 5673 code for a protein of 1890 amino acids. The transcript is spliced from 41 exons. Lineage: Eukaryota; Metazoa; Chordata; Mammalia; Rodentia; Heteromyidae. Gene Ontology annotation, biological process: AMP phosphorylation. The record is from RefSeq and is a predicted model, not a curated record. Gene Ontology annotation, molecular function: nucleoside diphosphate kinase activity; ATP binding; AMP kinase activity.
AUGACUUCUCAAGAGAAUACAGAAGAACUGCCUUUUGCAGAUAUAUUUGAUGAAGAUGAAACUGAAAGGGAUUUUUUACUUUCCAAACCUGUUUGCUUUAUUAUAUUUGGGAAACCAGGAGUUGGCAAGACAACCUUAGCUCAACACUUGGCCCAGGCAUGGAAAUGUAUUCGUGUUGAAGCUUUACCAGUAUUAGAAGAACACAUUGCUGGUGAAACGGAAUCAGGAAUUAUGUUGCAAUCGAUGCUAGUCAGCGGCUACAGCAUUCCAGAUGAAAUUGUCAUAAAGCUAAUGAUAGAGAAGCUCAACUCCACAGAAGUCUCUCAUUUUGGCUACGUUAUCACAGAAAUCCCAACACUGGCGCAGGAUUCUAUAUCUACUUUGCAGCAAAUGGAAUUAGUUAAAAAUUUAAAAAUGAAACCUGAUAUAAUAAUCAAUAUUAAGUGCCCUGACUAUGAUUUAUGCCAAAGAACUACUGGGCAAAGACAACACAAUAUUACAGGACAUAUAUAUACUAGAGAGCAGUGGGACCCUGAAAUCAUUGAAAGCCAUAGGAAAAAGAAGAAAGAGACCCCAAAAGAAGGAAAAGCUGAAGAGGAAGAAGAAGAAGAAGAGCAAGAAGAAGAAGAGACAUUUCUUGCUGAAAUGCAGGUGGUAGCUGAAAUUCUCCACCAUCUAAUUCAAAGGCCCGAGGAUUACUUGGAAAAUGCCAAAGAAGUUAUCAGACUUUAUAAGGAAACAGUUCUUCAUACAUUAGAAGAAACAAUGGCUGAACACAAUCCUCAGUAUCUUGUUGAGCUAGAUGGAAAUAGAACACCAGAGGAGCUCUUCACAGUGAUUUUAGAGCGACUGAAGUACCUGAACCUAAGAAGAGCAGGUGUUUUAACCAAACUUCAGAGUUCAGAGGAGGAAAUGACUGACAUGAUGGAAACUGAAGAAGACUUGUUCCGAACUCUUGCGUCCUAUAAACUUAUUGCACCAAGGUAUAGGUGGUACAGAAGCAGAUGGGGACGUAUGUGUCCAGUAGCUUUAAAGGACGGUAUAAUUUUUUCAGGAUCCUCAGAUUUUGCUGUUAGCUUUCUAGGUAAAAUGUACUGCCUCUCAUCAGACGAAACAUUGAAAAAAUUUUUACUGAACCCACGUCCCUACCUUCUUCCACCUAUGCCAACACCACCAUGCAAAUUGGUUGUAUUGGGGCCUCCGUACUCAGGGAAGACAACACUUGCCAAUUUGGUUGCAGAACAUUACAAAGGAAAGAUAAAGAAACUAAGGAUUAGAGAAGGAACUAUUUCUGAAAGAUUUUAUUACUUAAUUCUCUUGGGUUUUCCAGGUAGCCAGUCAUAUCUUUUGAAAAGAAUUGGUACACCAGUAAAAGUAGCUGAGAAAAAGGAGACGGAAGAAUUUCAAGAGGCAGUAGAUGCAAACAAAGAAGAAUUACAGUCUUUGCCUUAUGAAGAAGCACCUUCUCAGGAAUUUCCUAGAGACGUGUCGGCAGAAGUCUCUGAAGAAAUCAAAAUAAAUACCCUGGACAGUCAAGAAACUAAAGAUGAUGAAAAAGGAACCAGUGAAAUGAGUUCUGAAGACUUUAAUCAAGAGCUAAAGACAGAAUCAGAAGUCUCAACAGAAGACUCACUGGCAAAAAUAAAUGCAGAUCAUCCAGAUGUUGUUGCCAUAGUAGCUGACACUCUAAAAUUUAUAAAGGAUGUGAAUUUUGAACAGCCUUAUGAAAAAUAUGCUGAGAUCUUACGUGAAGUCCUCAAAGAGGUAAUCGAACAAAACAAAGACAGGUUUCCUGGUGCUCCAAAAUAUGGAGGAUGGAUCAUAGACAACUGCCCUACUGUGAAAGAACUGUGGACAGCCUUGAUUGAGAAAGGAUCUGUACCUGAUUUGGUGGUCUGUUUAACAGAUACAGAAAAUGAUGGAAAAUAUUUACUUGACAGAGCAUAUUUCCAAAAUAAGCCUGAAAUUGAUGCUAAGAUUUUAGAAAGAAUUUCAAUGGAACUACAAAAGAAAAAGGAAGAUGAAGCAGCAAUAAGAAAAGCCAAAGAGGAAGCAUUAAAACUGGAAGAGGAAGAGCGGAAAAUAAUGGAAACGAUAAACAAGAAAGCAAAAGAAGCUGACGAGACUGAAAUUGAGAAUGAAGAAGAGCUUGAAGGUAAGGAUCCUGAAGACCGUGAUGAGCCCGAGCCAUCUGAAAUAUCCGAUGAAACCAGAGGGUCAUUGUUCCCAGAGCAGGCUGAUUCUCUUGGGCGCCAGGAAAGAAAACGUCCAUCAGUCACUGAGCCUAGAGUGGUUACUCCAGCUCGAACAGAAACUUCAAAAGGAUCUACAGAGGGCACAGAAACAGGUAGACUAUGCAAUGAUAAUGCUGUACUGCCUGAGUUUCCAGAAGAUUCUUAUCCUGAUGUCCCAGAAAUGGAGCCAUUUAAAGAAAAAAUAAAUACUUUCGCAGCCGCCUUGAAACUGCUGGAACCAAUAUUAAAUGAAUCUUCAAUUCCAUCUUUAACCAUGGAGAUUGCCAACAAAACACCAGAAGAGGUGUUUCAAAAAGUACUUGAUACCAUGGAAAAAACUUUCCGAUAUGCUGCAUUGGAGUUAACUAUGGAAGACUAUGAGGAAGAAACAGAAGACUUUCAGGCAGAGGGAGAAGAUGAGGAGUUAGAAGAAGAGGAGGAAGAAGAAGAAGAGAAUGAAGAAAAAGUUAAAGAGAAGAAGAGGCACUUGGGAGACACAAGACACUUCUGUCCAGUGGCUCUCAAAGAAAACUUCAUCCUACAGCCAGGCAGCACAGAUGAAGCAGUCAAGUAUCGCGAUAAGAUCUACUACUUCUCCACUGUGGAGGCUAAGGAAAAGUUUUUGGAGCAUCCUUAUGAGUAUGUGGCUCAUGGCCAACCGUUAAAGGCCCCACCAAUAAGAAUAUGCCUCCUGGGUCCCCGAGGCUCCGGCAAAACAGUGCAUGCAAGAUAUUUGGCCAAAAAGUUUGGCAUUUUUCAUAUUCAAUUUGAUGAAUUUCUUCAAGAAAAAAUGCUACUCAAAACUGAAAGGAAAUUCGGACCUGAUUAUGAGGAUGAUUCUGAGGAGGAACAAGUUACAAAACAAGAACUUGAAGAGCUUGCAAUUCAGGCCAAUGUUAAAUUUGAAGAAGAAACCACUAAGAAGCGGCCUCUGGACGUAAAAUUUACAGAAGAAGAAGAAGCAAUCAAAGCAAGUCUGGUGGAAAAUGAACCACUGCCCCCUGAAAUUCUUAAUAUGAUUCUUUCUGAGUGGUGGCUUAAAGAACCAAUACGUUCCACGGGUUUUGUACUAGAUGGCUUCCCACGGUAUCUUGAUGAAGUCUUGUAUCUAGAGGAGCGUGGAUUUUUCCCAGAUGUUGCUGUUUUGAUACAUGUUGAAGAUCAAGAUAUUUCUGAUCGACUGCUUCCCUUCCAAAUUGCAAAAUGGAAAGCAAAACAACAGAAGAAAAUAGGCAGGAGAAAACUCAUCAAAGACAUGAAGACAAAAAUCAGGGAUGAUAUGAUAGCCAAAAGAAGGGCCGAGCUUAUUUCAGAGAGAGAGAAAAGAAGGAAACUGGAGGCUGGCCUGAGAGAAGAAGAGGACAUUAGUGAGGAAGAUCUUGAAGAAGAUGAUGAGGAUAUUGAAAACACCCUUGAAGAGGAGUUUCCAAAAGAUGAGGAAGAGAUGAGUGAGGAAGAUGAAGAACAAGAAGCCGAUGCUAUUGAGCGCCUGAAAAGUGAACUGGGAGAAAAAUUUGAAACAGAAAUGAACAGUCUGCAAAUGAUCCAAGAUGAAUUUGAGAAGGUCUUGGUACCAAUCAUUACUGUUAAUGGAGCUCGGAAAAUCCACAUUGUACAAUAUAUAUUAAACAUGAGGCUGAAGCCACUGGUGGAGAACCGUAUGAGCAUUUUUGAGAAGUGUUAUCCGAUAACAGGACAGCUUGCUGAGAAGAUGCUCACCUACACCUACAAGUACAUAAGUUCCUUUGGCUACUGGGAUCCUGUAAAGCUAAGUGAAGGAGAUACACUCAAACCAGUAGGAAAUGCACUGAAUCCAAGUUACCCUGUAAUCCAUCGGCAGUAUAUUUAUUUUUUAUCUAGUAAGGCAACUAAAGAAAAAUUUAUGAAGAAUCCAAUCAAAUAUAUCCGGCAACCUAAACCAAAGGCCACUGUGCCUGUUAGGAUUAUGAUUGUGGGGCCACCAAAAUCUGGGAAAACCACAGUUGCCAAAAGACUUGUAAGUGAGUAUGGCUUAAAGCGUUUGUCAAUUGGAGAAGCUAUGCGUGGCAUAUUAAACAAUUUCCCCCAAACAGAGCUGGCACUUAUGUUAAAUUGGCAUCUUCAUAAAGGAAUGACAGCCCCCGAUGAACUGGCUAUUGAAGCCUUAGACAUUUCCAUGAUGGAAAGCGUAUGUAACACUGCGGGUGUUGUCAUUGAUGGGUACCCUGUAACUGCAUAUCAAAUGAAGCUCUUAGAAGACAGGUCAAUCAUUCCCAUGAUCAUCUUUGAAAUGGAUGUGCCUUCCAAGGAGAUUUUCAAACGAUUGAUCUUGGAUAAAAGGAGUGAGCAAAGCUUACCUUACCCAUUGCACAAUAGUGCACAGAUUAUAGCUAUCAAGAAUGCAAAGUACAAAAAAAAUAUCAUUGAUAUUAGGAAAUAUUACCAAGAACAGCAUCAGAACUGGUAUGUGAUUGAUGGAUUUCACAAUAAGUGGUGGGUAUGGAAUGAAGUCCUUAAGAACAUUCAGACGGUGAAUACAUACAUGCAGACAUACAUGGAAAGAAUAAAAGAAGGAAAAGCUGCUUGCAUCGACAAGUUAUGUAUCACACCUCAAGAGCUGGUUUCUCGCCUGGGAGAAUUUGGACAGUACUGCCCUGUCAGCCUGGGAGAAUCCAAUGAGUUAAUUGACUGCUCUGGAACUGACUCCUUGGAAUUUGCUGCAGAAUUCAGGGGGCACUACUAUAAAAUGAGUUCUAAGGAAAAACUAAAUAAAUUUUUGGAGAACCCAGAAUUAUAUGUGCCUCCUCUAGCACCUCACCCACUCCUGUCUGAUGACAUGAUCCCCAAAAGACUGACAGUAUCGGAGCUGAAGAGUCGGUUCCCAAAGUGUGCAGAACUCCAGGGCUACUGUCCAGUGACCUAUAAGGAUGGACAACAAAGAUAUGAAGCCCUAGUACCUGGUAAUAAUGAGUAUGCCGUAGAAUAUCGAGAGCAUAUAUACAUUUGUGAGAGUGAAGAAAAACUUCAGAAAUUUUUGAGGUCACCAAUGAACUACUGGGAUCAGAAGCUUCCACAGAAACUUCCUCCAUUAAAGGAACCCAUAUCCCUUACUAGUCUUCCUUUGCCUGGAUAUCUGGAACAGGGUAUCGCAACUUCUCUAAUUAAAGCAAUGAAUGCAGCAGGAUGCCUGAAGCCAAAGUUCCCUUUCUUAAGUAUAAGGAGAUCGGCACUACUCUAUAUAGCAUUUCACCUCAAAGCAUUUAAUCCCAAAAGUUCUGAAUAUAUAAGAAGAAAGUAUAAGAAGAAGAUGGAGCAGUUUAUGGAGAGAUGUGAACUCAUAACAUACCUGGGCGCCAAGAUGACCAGAAAAUACAAGGAACCUCAGUUUCGAGCCAUUGACUUUGAUCAUAAGUUACAGACCUUUCUCUCUCUAAGAAAUAUAGACCCAGUUAAUAGCUAGUUUGCUUAUAUUACUACAAUGUGAAGCUCAAGAACAUCCAAGUGAU